Notothenia coriiceps (black rockcod) is the source of this 745-nucleotide messenger RNA. It is a transcript of the gene dcaf5, whose product is annotated as ddb1 and cul4 associated factor 5. The record is from RefSeq and is a predicted model, not a curated record. The transcript has 5 exons. Gene Ontology annotation, molecular function: protein binding. Gene Ontology annotation, biological process: negative regulation of fatty acid biosynthetic process. Gene Ontology annotation, cellular component: cytoplasm; Cul4-RING E3 ubiquitin ligase complex. Lineage: Eukaryota; Metazoa; Chordata; Actinopteri; Perciformes; Nototheniidae. The coding region runs from base 182 to 745 and encodes 187 amino acids.
CCCCGGAGCAGGAAGCUGCUGCUGGGACUGAGAAACACACAGAGAGAGGUGCUCUACAAAACAACCAGAGACUCUUCCAGCAGAAUGUAGCCCCAACACAGACAUCCAGCCCCACAACAAGCCUACAUGUCCCGCAGGGUGCAGCAGCAGCAGCCGGUCUAACAGACAUUGUUUCUCCCCCAUGAUGAAGGAGCUGCAGGGCUGCGGGAUGCGGUCCUCGGUGGGCUUUCUGUCCCGCAGAGAGCUCACCGGACAGCCGCUACUGAAGGACGAGUUCCAGAGGCGGAGGAUGGCCGGUUGCUCCAGCCUCUUCAAGAAGGACAUGCUCGGUCACUUCGGAUGCGUCAACGCCAUUGAGUUCUCCAACAACGGAGGAGAAUGGCUGGUUUCUGGAGGAGACGACCGUCGGGUUCUGCUGUGGAACAUGGAGGAAGCUCUCCACGCUCGCUCUAAACCAGUGAAGCUGAAGGGAGAACACCUGUCCAACAUCUUCUGCCUCGCCUUCGACAGCACCAACAGGAAGGUUUUCUCCGGAGGAAAUGAUGAACAGGUGAUUCUUCACGAUGUGGAAAGAAUGGAAACCAUUAACGUGUUCCUGCACAUCGACGCUGUGUACAGUCUGUCCGUCAGCCCGGUGAACGACAACGUGUUCGCCAGUUCUUCUGACGACGGACGCGUCCUCAUCUGGGACACCCGCGAGCCGCCAAGUACAGCCAAUGCAGUUGCACUUUACAAAGGCUAUUGA